Molecule: messenger RNA, 2358 nt
Organism: Alosa sapidissima (American shad)
Lineage: Eukaryota; Metazoa; Chordata; Actinopteri; Clupeiformes; Clupeidae
Gene: dnd1
Product: DND microRNA-mediated repression inhibitor 1
Exons: 4
Coding region: 300-1505 (401 amino acids)
Biological process (GO): negative regulation of miRNA-mediated gene silencing; mRNA stabilization
Cellular component (GO): nucleus; cytoplasm
Molecular function (GO): mRNA binding
Source: RefSeq, a predicted model, not a curated record
GUGACGAGACCGUGAACGUAGUAGAAACUGGCGCUAAACUUCAGCAAAGUAGGCUAAUUGACAUUUCACUCGACCUUUUUACUUUAUCUCUAAAUGUUGCACUCUCAACAUUUGCCUGAAGCACACACACCUUAUAUUCCCCAUUGCCUUUAAGUUUGUUUUUGGUGUGGUUCCGUUUAAAAUAGUUUGGAAGUUAUGCUCAUCCAAUCACCUGCUUCCAGGGAGGGUGGGAGUGUGGUCACAGAAAGAGCAGGAGAUAAGGAGAUACCAUACCAGUGUCACUAGCAUCGAACGUAAAGAUGAGCGAACAUCAGCGGUCACCCCCCGAGCGAUUGAAGGCCUUGGAAGACUGGCUUCAAAAGACCAAAACAACAUUAACUCAAGUGAAUGGUCAGAGGAAAUAUGGCGGGCCACCACCGGACUGGACCGGUCCUGCUCCUGGUGCCGGGUGUGAGAUCUUUCUGUGCCAGCUCCCGCGCGAGGUCUAUGAGGACACCCUGAUCCCGCUGUGCCAGUCGGCCGGCCCCCUCUAUGAGUUUCGCCUCAUGAUGAACUUCAGCGGCCAGAACCGCGGCUUCGCCUACGCCAAGUACGCCACGCCGGGUGCGGCGCGCUCCGCCAUCCGCAUCCUGCACCGCUGCACCCUGCCCUGCGGCACCUCGCUGGUGGUCCGCCUCAGCACGGAGAAGCACCAGCUGGUUCUGGAGGGCCUCCCGGGGGGCCUGGAGCGGCUGGCGCUGAUGAAGGUGCUGGAGGAGUUGGGUGAGGGCCUGGUGGGGCUCAAGCUGAAGACCGCCCUGGUCGGGCCCCAGAGGGACAGACAGACCACGGCACUGGCCACCUACUCCAGCCACCACGCCGCCUCGAUGGUCAAGAAGGUGGUGGUGCAAGCCUUCAAGAAGCAGUUUGGCGUUACCUUGGCAGUGAGCUGGACGUCCUCCACCGCUCUGCCGACCAGUCCUGACCGGUAUGACAAGCGAGGCACAUCGCCACUGCGGCGGGGUGGCAAAUCUCCCCCUAAACCACCGCGCAUGUCACCCCCCAGCCUGUCCAUGCCACCUUCCCAGAUGACCCUCCCCAACAGCCCCCCCGGCCUGCCCCCCUCGCCCCAAAGCUUCCUCCCACCGCCCGUCCCCCUCCUCCAGGGCUUUUCCCCAACGGUGGGCGUCAGGCCCGAUUUGGGGGGUCCCAUGGGGGUCUUGCAGGAGCACAGCCCUGUGGAGGCGCAGGGGGGAGGCAACCCCGUCUUCUUCCUGCGCUGGCUGUGUGAGUCCAUGGGUCUCGGGGCGCCCCACUACGAGCUGCUGCAGCAGUACACUUGUGCCGAGGGCUACCAGCACUUCCUGUGGAAAGUGGCCAUCCCAGGGCUGGCCGUGCCGGCCUUCCCCGUGGUGGCCCACGUCCAGCCGGACCCCGAGGCGGGGGUCGGUGGCCUGAUGAGGCAGGCCCAGUGUGUCGCCGCCAUGGAGCUCCUGCAGAACCUCCUUAACCCUCCCCAGGUCUGACCGCCCGGGGAGGGGUUCUAGUCUCGCUCACACACACAAUCACGCAUGGUUGUUCAUCAAGUUCGUUAAUAUUUUAUUAUUUUUAAUGGUGUUUUUACUCUUGUUUAUUUUUUAUGUAAUGUUUUAACUAUGUUUUAAUUGUGUUUUAACUGUGCACUUUAUUAUAUUUGUGUUUGUUUUUCACUUGGUGGUUUUCUUUCUACACGUUUUUCACUUUUUUGGUGUGGGUUUGUAAAUAGUGUUUAUAGUGUGCUGUGUUUUGAAUUUGAUUUAAAAAAGAAAAGAAUACAAGUCAUGUAUUGUAAUUACCUCAUUUAUGUUCAAGACUAUUAAAAGUCUGAAACAUUUCUACAGGAAAAUUGUGCUAUUCUUCUGAAUUUGCAUAUCCAUAUGCAGGGCUUUCUUUGUUCCCAUUACAAUACAGACAUUACGGGAAAGUUAGGGUUAUCGUUUCAUUCAUAGCCAUAGUGAAGUGUGUUUGGAGUAAGGGUUGAAAACUCCCAUGUUGUUUCAUGGCAAAAGAUGUAACUCUUCUCUUACUUCCUACUAGUAAAGGUUAUACAGACCUCUGAUUAGCCAAGACGGAGCUCACACCUACUAGGUCAGUGGCUGAUGAGUUAAGUCCUCUUUUAACACCUUUUAAGUAGCCAAACCCAAUAUAAGACUCCUGAAUGAUAAAGCCUAUUUGGUGUUUAGGUGAGCAUUGUAUUUCAGAUAGCUUAUUGCAGCUGUGCUCAUGUACAAGUCAUUGGUCAUUGAUAACGUGGUUAGAAUUCUCCUAGCUUACAAGGGGACACACAGCAAGGCCAGAUAAAACUCCAAGACUGUACAAUCCUGAUGUUGUACCUAGAAA